AUGACUACGUACUUGGAAUUGAUAGUCCACCAUGGUGGGAAAAUGGACUAUUCUGAGGAGGUUCCUCGCUACCUAAAUGGCAAGAUUGAAGAAGUUGACAUGGACCUAGACUACAUCUCCUACUUCCAGUUACAACAACUUGGUGUUGUCCACUUUGAAUACGCUAGGGUCAAGCGCUUGUGGUAUAUGGCUCCAUCGCAUAAUUUGGGAAAUGGUUUGGUUGAAAUAAGGUCCGACACCGAGGUAAUGGAUGGACUGAUUCAUGCAGUUGAAAAUGAAAAAAUUGUCAUCUUUAUGGAAGGUAUAGAAACUCAAGUUGGAGAUAAUAAAGAGGCUGGUGGAGGGAACAGUGAUGACUAUGAUACAGAAGGUGAUGAGGAGUCACAGAAUCGAGACAUCAUCCAUCUUAUGGAUGAUGAUGUGCGCACUUCUGAUGAUGAGUUCGUCGAUGCUUUGGAGAAUCAAGGGAUUAGAGCAAGACGGAUGAGAGUUCGAACCAUUAAAGAUGCAACUGGUGAAGCUGUGGAGCAGGAAUCUGUAACUGAUUAUGAGCAGACCGAACAAGAUGUUCCCUCAAAUGCUAUGGGAUCUGAAGAUGAAGAAGCUGAAGAUGAAGAAGCUGAAGCUAUCCCACAUGUACAGUCAGAACAAGGGGGAAACCAAACUCAACCCGAAGCUGAAGAUAUGGCACAUGAAAGGGCAGAACAAGUGGGAAACCAAACUCUACCCGAAUCAGAAUAUAGAGGUUCAGUUGACUCACGACAUGUUCGUGGGAAUCUAGACGAAGAGCCAGCUGAUCCUAUUUAUGACGGUCCCCACUAUGACCCCAGAUGUGAACAUUCUACACUAAAGUUCACGGUGGGAAUGAGCUUCAAUUCCCCGGAGCAGUUCAAAGUGGCAGUGGAGAGGAGCAUUCCAUCUCAAUUGGAGCCGAUAUCAAGUGGACGAGAAGUGACAAGAAUAAGAAGCGUGCUGAAUGUCGCCAGAAGUGUGGGUGGUUGA
Linum tenue is the source of this 1002-nucleotide messenger RNA. The record is from the annotation of a GenBank genome assembly. Lineage: Eukaryota; Viridiplantae; Streptophyta; Magnoliopsida; Malpighiales; Linaceae.